Candidula unifasciata is the source of this 225-nucleotide messenger RNA. Lineage: Eukaryota; Metazoa; Mollusca; Gastropoda; Stylommatophora; Geomitridae. The record is from the annotation of a GenBank genome assembly.
GAGAAACAGUUUGUUAGAGUUACAGGUCGUGCAACCAUUCGCAGUCUUGCAACAUUCCUUCAGAGAAAGUUACACAUUGAUGAUAAUCACAAGGUUGAUGUUUAUUGCCCUUGUCAGUCCGGCUUUGUCUACCUUAAUAACAGUCAUACACUAAAAGCUGUCAAAGAUUUGUACAGUCAUGACAAGGAUAUUCUACACCUGAAUUAUGACAUCAGUUCCCUAUGA